This is a messenger RNA of Scomber scombrus (Atlantic mackerel), 4037 nucleotides long. It is a transcript of the gene ankrd13a, whose product is annotated as ankyrin repeat domain 13A. Gene Ontology annotation, molecular function: protein binding. Gene Ontology annotation, cellular component: cytoplasm. The transcript is spliced from 15 exons. The record is from RefSeq and is a predicted model, not a curated record. Bases 524 to 2332 code for a protein of 602 amino acids. Lineage: Eukaryota; Metazoa; Chordata; Actinopteri; Scombriformes; Scombridae.
GUAUGAAACGGAAUUACGUUUUAUAGGCACUUUUCUUCAGAUGUUAUGUUCUGGACACCCCCAUACGGACGUGUCGAAUGGUCGCAUCCAAACUGGAACUGACAAUUUUUCUGAAGGCGUUUUUUUCUUAUUUACAAAUCAUGUUUCUGUCACUCAGUUACUCAACGGAUUGAUGUUAUCACGCAUAUAUUAAUUUCAGUUUUAGAAAUGGUUUGGUAAGCGCCUGUAAUUGUGCGGUAUCCGUUUGAUUAAGAGGCUGUUUUAUAUGUAGGACACCCCUGUCAUUAUUGUGUGGUACUCCUGGCACUUCCUUGUUCAAAAGUUUUAUUUAGAGGAAGACUUGAGGAAAAGUUGUGCCACCGGCGUCCAAAUUUCGACUUUGUUGUUGUCAGUUUUGAAGGUCAUGGUUCAUAUUUGUCGCGAAAUAUAGCAUAACUAGCGUGUAGCUGUCGCAGUUUUCCCAUGGCUGUACGUAUAAGAAGCUGGCUAACGUUGCACUGAGAUAGGCUCCGCAAAGAGGAAGAUGUCCACAGCUAACAUUAGCGAAGAUAUCAGAGACAACUUUCCACUGCAUGCAGCAGUGUGGGAGAAUGAUUACAGGACAUUGGAAGAAAAAAUAACGUUGCCACAGAAUGACAAAGAGGCUUUGGAUCCCAGAGGUCGGUCACCUCUGCACCUGGCUGUGUCACUCGGGCACCUGGAGUCAGUGAGAGUCCUUCUGAGACAAGGAGCUGAAGUGACUAAAGAAAAUGCCAAUACUUGGACAGUAUUGCAGGAGGCAGUCAGCACCGGAGAUCCAGAGAUGGUUCAGUUAGUGCUUCAACGUAGAGACUACCUCAAAGCCUCCACUGCUCUGGAAGGAGUGCCUGAACUGCUGGCAAAGAUCCGAGAGUCUCCAGACUUCUACAUGGAAAUGAAGUGGGAAUUCACCAGUUGGAUCCCUCUUCUGUCCCGGGUUUGUCCAAGUGAUGUUUGUCGUAUUUGGAAAAGUGGCGCCAGCCUGCGAGUGGAUGCCACUCUCUUAGGCUUUGAAAACAUGACCUGGAUCAGAGGACGUAGGAGCUACAUCUUCAAAGGAGAUGAUUCGUAUGCAGAGUUGAUGGAGGUGAACCACGAUGAUCAAGUGGUUGACACUGAACGUUUCAACAUAUCCCAAGAAAUCGAGGAUGUCACACUAGAGUCAAUGAACCCAGCGGAUCAGGAAGUUGCCAAAAGGUUGACUACUUCUAUUGUCAACACUUAUUUGGACACCAAGGAUAUUGCUUUUGAAAGGACCAAGUCUGGGAUUUGGGGCUGGAGGUCUGACAAAACUGAAGUUGUCAACGGAUUUGAAGCAAAGGUUUUCAAUGUGAACAACGUAAAUGUGGUCAUCAGGACAAGAACAGAACAUCUUACAGAUGAGGAGAAAGCCAGGAUAAAAAGUGAGAGGAACGUCCUGGAAUCUCUGUUGGGGACUGUGGAACAGCACAUAAGCGCACAAGGGGACCUGACUCUAGAAUACGCAACUGCCACCAAUCCCACUGCCAUCACUCCACAGGAAUAUUUUAAUCCUGACUUUGACUUGGGAGACAGAGACAUUGGCCGACCCAUUGAACUGAGCAUUCGAACACAGAAGUUCAAAGGUACACUGUGGAUGAGCGAAGAACAUCCCCUGUCUCUGGUGAAACAGGUGACCCCCAUUAUUGACCUCAUGGCCCGGACUAGUUCCCAUUUUGCACGGUUACGAGACUUUGUCGCCCUAAAAUUUCCUCCUGGAUUUCCUGUUAAAAUAGAGAUCCCUCUGUUUCAUGUGCUGAAUGCCAGGAUUACCUUUGGUAAUGUGAAUAAAUGUAGUACUGAAGAAGAAGCAAACACAACGCCAGCAGCCACACCAACAUCCUCAGGAGGAGAAGAAGAAGAAGCUGCAGCGCUGCCCCUGUUUCAGGUGUGUCCCUCGGUCUUUGAGGUGCCUGCCAACUACCACCGUCGAGGGGGCAGCCGCCACACGCCUGUGUCCAACAACGACGAGGAGCUUUUGCAGUACGCCAUCCAUCAGAGUCUCCUGGAAUCCUGCAGAGGCCAGGGACAGGAGGGGAUCUGGGAUGAUGCUGAUGGGGAAUUAACUGACGUAAUGCCCAGUAGCCAGAGUGACAGGAGUAUCCCAGAGGGGGUGCUGGUGGAAUACAGUGACACCGCCAGCCCUAUAAGCUCCAACUCUGCCUCUAGUCCUGACUCAGACCUCCGCAUGGCCAUGGAGCUCUCCGCACGAGCUCAAGAGGAAGAGGAGAAGUUGAGAAAGCGAGAGGAAGAGGAGCUGGCGAUGAUACUGCAGCUGUCACUCACUGAAAAGUAAAAGGAAAAAGAGGGAAUAAUAAUAAUAAUAAUAAUAAUAAUAACACAACAUUUCCAGAUCCAGAAGCAACCACCACACCUCAAUUUUCCUUUCCAACCACUGUUGUCAUCUAUGCAACCGCAGAAUUUUUUUAUGUAACAGGCAAUAUCAAACUCUCGGUAUCCAAUAUUUUCCAAAAGGUAUUUUUGGUAAGCGCAUACUCCUUUAUAUAUUUCUAUCUCCACAGGGUGCGUCUCCAUCUUCAGGCUUGAUUCAUGGACUCCAUAACAUAAUUUCAGAGGGGUUUUACUUAUUUUUUCUUUUCCAAUCUAAACUGCAACAACACAGUUGUGUUGAUCAUAUCAUAGUCUGGAGGAAGGGUCAGAUGUGGAUAAUUAAGGUUCAAUGAACAAAAGCUGACUACUUAGGUGACUUUGUGUAGUGUUGGCACUCAAGUUUGGCACAUGAGGUCCAAAGCAAUGUUUGAAUUUCGCUGGUUUAAAUUUACUUGUCUCAGUCUUAGAUCAGAAAGCGAGGAUGAAAAAUGCCUUGCAGGGUCAAGAAUGCAGUAUUGUAGACCUGGCGAGGACAGAUUUGAGUGCCACCACUGCGGCGUCUUGCUAGAGUCACUUUGUUGAGGACCAUGAAUGGUUGGACAAUACAUUACUGAAAUCUCAGGAUUCAGAUUUUACACAGUCCCUUCACUUUAGAAUUGGGUUUGUUAAUCAGUUUAAAAACUUGUGGAAAUUUCAAACAAAUGUUUUUGUUUGGUUAAAAAAACAACUAUCUCAUAUGCAUAUCAUUCAGCCAUACCAAUAUUAUUUCAGAAAGUUAAAGUCAAAAGUUCAUAAAUACUGUUCAGAGAGGUAAACAGUCUUUGCUGCAAAAAGGCUCAAGGAUCAGACUUUUUUUUCUUUUUUCUUUUUCUUUUUAAUUGAACAUUUUCUUCCGAUUUCAUGAUGAGGAAGAAUGUAUUUUUGUUGAUGUGUCAUCAGCUGUCACUGAGCAACUGCAAGCAGUAUCACCUCAGCUCAAAAACACCGUAGCAGAGACCAGUCUGUCUGUGGACGUACAGUCAUCAUGCAGUUUAGAAGCAGUCACACAACCAGUGUUGCAGAGAUUAUUCAGAUUUCUGAUGGCAGUCUGUCCUAAUGUUCAGCCUUUUGUAGCCACAAACAACUCUAAACCUCCGAGCAGAAGAAAAGACAGCAUAGACUUGAUGAUCAAACAUGCCCACUAUAUGUACAGUAUGUAGACUUUGUUUCUUCAGCAUGUGCCAACAGAUUGCUUUGCUGUGAUAACGCUUGGUGGAGGAAAGUGGUGAUGACGGUUUCAUGUUGUGCCACUCUGUCUAAACUUUCAGAACAGAUUUUUAAAACCUAUUGUAAUUUAGGAAACAAGAUGAAGAGGUUUCAGUUGUUCCAGGGUGAUGCUGAGUAACAUGCAUUAACCACUAUAGUUGAUUUCACUGACAACCAACCACUUAUCAAAGGUCUCGCUGCGUUGCUGUGUCUGACUUUCAGGGGCUCAAGCUCACAAACUACUAAUUAUAACGAUCAAAUUGCCAAACUGCUGAACGGUUGAGUUUAAAAAGGCUAGCUUUGGUGAAUUUAAUGGAGAUCUUUAUAAUGCACCGUUGAAGCUGCAAAGUUUUUUUUAAUGUUAAAAUUUUAAGAAAAUGUUUCAGUUUCAAAAUGUUUUCUAAAAUAAACGCACUUUAUUUCCA